Hyphopichia burtonii NRRL Y-1933 is the source of this 3805-nucleotide messenger RNA. RefSeq names its product mismatch repair ATPase (gene MSH6). The coding region runs from base 63 to 3761 and encodes 1232 amino acids. NCBI's taxonomy places the organism in Eukaryota, Fungi, Ascomycota, Pichiomycetes, Serinales, Debaryomycetaceae. Gene Ontology annotation, molecular function: ATP binding; mismatched DNA binding; ATP-dependent DNA damage sensor activity. The transcript has a single exon. Gene Ontology annotation, cellular component: MutSalpha complex; nucleus. Gene Ontology annotation, biological process: mismatch repair. The record is from RefSeq and is a predicted model, not a curated record.
CACACAUUCAUUUCUUUCAAGAAAGCUUACAGGCUGGUCCUUUCAAUAUAUCUGAAGCUGCAAUGUUGGGUAAGACAACCACACCAAGCAAAAAGAUUGCUAAAACAGCUGGUUCUAGCGGUGGAUCAGGUUCAAAGAAGAAGCAACAAUCGUUGAUGUCUUUCUUUAAACCUGCUUCCAAACCAUCGAAUGAUUUAGCUAAGGAGAAUAAGAAAGUCGAAAUAAAUAAUGAGAAGUCCAAUAUUCCACCCUCGUCAUCGCCUUUGAAGGCAAAGAGUAAUGCGACUAGUUACAAGGAUGGUAGUGAUAAGGAAAACGAUGACAGUAUGAUGGACGCGGAUGAAACCAAAUUCACUGAUACUCCGUUGACUUCGGAGUCGGAUGCUAAUGUCACCUUGGAAGAGACAAAGAAACCCAGCAUGCCUCAUUCGUCGCCUAUUGAUAGAUCAAAGAAAUCAAAUGAUAAACCAUCACAAUCAAGUCCAUUGUCUAAACGUCGCUCUGCCGCCAAAAAGGUAAGCUAUGCUGAGUCCGACUCAGAGGAGGAGGAUAUAUCGGUCGCCAAAAAGAGUUCCAAAAAGAGAAAAAGAGUGGUUGAUAGUGAUAGUGAAGCCGAAGACGAUUUCAAGCCAGCAGAUGAUGGCGAGGAUGAUGAUGAUAUGAGUGAUUUUGUAGUUGAUGAUAAUGAUGAUAUGUCGGUUGAUGAUGCUGAAGCUGACGAAGAAGACUAUGAUGACAAACCGAAAAAAUCUAAUAAAAAGGCCAAAAAAUCAUCUCCACCCCCACCUAAAUCAACUUCUAGCGGAUCGUCUGAUAAUUUGGCAAAUAAGUUUAAAGCUAACUCGUCCUAUACUUCUAAUAAAAGCUUCGUUAAGGUUCCAAACAAGAGACCGAGCCCCACAGUAGGUCCUUUCUCGGGAAAACCUAAUCACAAUUCAUUCCAAAAAGAAAAUGAAGAAAGGUAUCAAUGGCUAGUCGAUAUCAAAGAUUCUGAAAAGAGACCAAUUACUCAUCCAGAGUACGAUUCAAGAACUUUGUUCAUUCCAUCAUCUGCUUGGACAAAGUUUACCCCUUUCGAAAAACAAUAUUGGGAGAUUAAGUCAACUAUGUGGGAUACCGUUGUUUUUUUCAAAAAGGGUAAAUUUUAUGAAUUGUACGAAAAUGAUGCAAUGAUUGCAAAUACAGAAUUCGAUUUAAAGAUCGCCGGUGGUGGAAGAGCAAAUAUGAAGUUAGCGGGUAUUCCUGAAAUGUCUUUCGAAUAUUGGGCAAAAGAAUUUAUCAGUCACGGUUAUAAAGUUGCAAAAGUGGAUCAAAAAGAAACACUUUUAGCCAAAGAAAUGAGAGGUGGUUCUACAAAAGAAGAGAAAAUUAUUAAAAGAGAAUUAACCGCCGUUUUAACCGGUGGUACUUUGACUGAUUUAGAUAUGAUAAGUGACGAUAUGGCUAUAUAUUGUUUAUCAAUAAAGGAAGAAUCAUUGGACGAUGGCUCUAAAACAUUCGGGGUAGCUUUUGUUGAUACUGCUACUUCUGAAAUGAAUUUCAUUGAAUUACACGAUGACCAAGAAUGUACUAAAUUAGACACUUUGAUUACUCAAGUUAAACCAAAGGAAAUCUUGUGUGAAAAGAAUAAUUUAUGUUCAACUGCAGUUAAAAUUUUGAAGUACAGUUCUCAUAGCUCAAAUCAAAUUUGGAAUAAUUUAAACCCUUAUUCUGAAUUUUGGGAUUAUGAUUCAACUUUAGAGAAUUUAGUUGAAAAUAAUUAUUACGAUGUUGGUGAUGAUUUCACCAAAUAUCCUAAACUCUUAACCAAAUUGAAAGACUCUCAUAAAAUUGCAUUUAACGCCUUUGGUGGUUUACUUUAUUAUUUAAAAUCUUUGAAAUUGGAUGAAAGUGUUAUGACUUUAGCAAAUUUCAACGAAUAUGAUAUUUCCAAAGGUUCAUCAGGUCAUAUGCUUCUUGAUGGUAUCACUUUAAAUAAUCUUGAAAUUUUGAAUAAUUCAUUCGAUGGAGGUGAUCAAGGAACCUUAUUUAAGUUACUUAAUAGAUCCAUCACCCCAUUUGGUAAAAGAGUCUUAAAACAUUGGAUAUUACAUCCUUUGAUGAAUGUCAAUGAAAUUAACGAAAGAUAUAACUCGAUUGAAUAUUUAAUGAAUGAAAACCCCGAGUUCAGAGUAUCUUUAGAAUGCAUGCUUACGGGGCUUCCUGAUUUAGAAAGAUUAUUAGCAAGAGUUCAUAGCAAAACUUUAAGAUUUAAAGAUUUUGUGAAAGUUGUUGAAAGCUUUGAAAAAAUCGCUAAAUCAAUCAAAGAAUUGCAAUCAUUUUCAAUUGAAAAUUCUGGUUUAAUUGAGAAAGCUGUUAAAAGCUUUCCUCCUGAAAUGAUUAAAUUAAUUGCUGAUUGGGAAGAUUCUUUCGAUAGACAAGAAGCAACGAAUGAUAUCGUUGUUCCUGCUGCUGGUGUUGAUGAAGAAUUUGAUGAUUCCAGUGCCAAAAUGUCAAAUCUAGAGAAUCAAUUAAAUGAAUAUUUAAAAGAGUAUAAGAAAACCUUUAAAUCACACGAGAUUUGUUUCAAAGACUCUGGUAAAGAAAUAUUUUUGAUUGAGAUUCCAACUAAAAUUAAAAACAUACCUAAAGAUUGGCAACAAAUGGGUUCAACAUCUAAGGUUAAAAGAUAUUGGUCACCAGAGGUGAGAGUUUUAGUUAGAGAAUUACUUGAACAAAAAGAAUUACACAAGAUGAUUUGUGAAAAUUUAAGAUUUAAAAUGUAUGAAAGAUUCGAUGCUAAUUACCAAGUUUGGAUGUCAUCUAUUAAAUCUUUGGCAACCAUUGAUUGUAUUGUUGCUUUAACCAAAACUUCGGAAACUAUGGGUUACCCUUCAUGUAGACCAGAAUUCAUUUCAUCUGAUCAUGGUUUUAUUGAAUUCAAAGAAUUGAGACAUCCUUGUUUUUUUGGUAACAAAGAAUUUAUCCCUAAUGAUGUUUGUCUUGGAGGGGAGAAGCCAAACUUUGGAUUAUUGACUGGUGCUAAUGCUGCUGGUAAAUCUACCAUGAUGAGAACAACCUCCUUAGCAGUUAUUCUAAGUCAAAUUGGUUGCUAUAUCCCAGCAUCACUGGCAAAAUUAAACCCGAUUGAUAAAAUAAUGACAAGACUAGGUGCUAAUGAUAAUAUCAUGCAAGGUAAGUCAACGUUUUUCGUUGAAUUAUCAGAAACCAAAAAGAUUUUAACCAAUGCCACUGCUAAUUCACUUGUUAUUUUAGAUGAAUUGGGAAGAGGUGGAUCUUCAAGUGAUGGUUACGCUAUUGCUGAAGCUGUUUUGCAUCAAUUAUCUACUCACGUUCAGCCAUUAGGUUUUUUCGCAACCCAUUAUGGAUCAUUAGGUUUAUCUUUUACAAACCAUCCACAAAUUAAACCAUUGAGAAUGGGGAUUCUCGCUGAUAGUAAUUCUCGUAAUAUUACUUUCUUAUAUAAAUUAGAAGAAGGUUCUGCUCCUGGUUCAUUUGGUAUGAGUGUUGCAUCAAUGUGUGGUAUUUCAAGUGAUAUUGUGGAUAAUGCUGAAGUUGCUGCUAAGAAAUACGAACAGACUUCGAAACUUAAACAAGAUCACGAUAGGAAUCAAACCAAUAAUUUGAGUUUGGGUCUACAAAGUGACUUUAGCUGUUUAGCUAAAAACUACGAAUCGGUGUCUAAGGACAUCUUGAGAUAUAAUGAGGAAAUCAAACAAAGUGCAUUGAAGAACAUCUUCUCAAUGAUUGAAAACCUUUAAUUAAUAUUUCCUUACUUACCGACCUUUCAAUUGUAUAUUCCGUG